AUGCCAGAGCCCAAGCCGACAAGCAGCGAGGGGUGGUCGGUGGGGGUGGGGUGGGAGGUUGGGGGGCCGCGGUUGGACCAGCACGAUACUUCAUCUCGCACCGUUGGGCAGCUGACUUCACACCGUCUCCAAGUGCCAUACAAGCUGGCUUCCUGGAAGGCGAGACUCCUGUGGGGCCCACAGGAGGUGAUGACCCUGCUACCAGCUAGCCACGACGAGCAGCCGCAGAUGCCGCGCCCACCGCCACCGCCACCGCCACCCACGCCGCCUGCACAACCGCAACAGCACCAACAGCGGUUAGGCAGCAGCACCGAUGACAAGCUCCGCCAUAGCUUGAGCUACAGCAGUGGCGGCGGUCCGACAUCCCGGAGCACGUCGUCGGGGGUGGCGGCGGCGGCAGCGGCAGCCAACGCCCUGGCCAGCCCUUUCUUGACCCGGCCGCCACACUCCGCCGCUGGAGGCGGCGGCACCGCCGUCGCCCUCAGCGGCAGCCCCUCCGUACAGCUUACCUCCUAUGGCAGUCAAAAUGGUCCAGGGAGGUGUAGCGGGCCUGUAAGUCCGCAAGUAUGUCGGUCUGUACGUCUGAGGGCAGACCGGCUUUCGGACAGAGCGUCGACGGCGGCGGCGGCGGCAGCUGCACGGAGGAUGGACUUGGGCUGGGUCCGGCCUCCCCGUCGUACUCCGCGCGAGCCGCCGCUGCUGGCGCAGUAUCCGCCACCCUGCUCCUUCCUGGCGCCAUUAAUACAUUACCAGCUGACGGCGGUGGCGCUGCCGCCGACGGCACCGAGGCUAGCGCUGGUGAAUGUACGGCGCCUGGCGGCGCCGACUACGCUGACGCGUUCCCCGGCCCAAGACCUGUCCCAGCUGCAGGAGGUGGUGCUGGAUAGAGGAGGUCUGGUGCUUACACGUAUCUGGUGCCUGUACGAGAUUUGGCAAACUGUACGGCAGAAAGGACCCGAGGCUCUUCGCGCCCUGACGGGCCCUUUGGAGUUUGAGGAGCUUGUUCGUGUGUGGGGCGAGCUGGAGGUGGAGAGGGCGCAGAGCGCCUGUCACGACCUGGACAGGGCACGAGCUGCCGUACCUCGAACACCCCUUCACGGGGAGAGGGCGUACAGGGCGGCUUUCCUGCUGCGUACGGCAGGUUCCGGAGCGGCGGCGCUGGGGGCCGCGCGUGAAGCUGCGGAUGUGUUUUGCGGCUGCUUGGGUCCCGCACACCCCGACACGCUCAGGGCUCUUCGCUGUGUCGCCGGAUGUCAUAAGGACAUGGGGAGCACCCGCCAGGCAGUGGGGCUGUUGGAGCAGCAGGUGAUUCCUUUUUUGGACGAGGCAUACGGCGUGGGUCACACGGAAUCAUGCGCGCUGGACGAGCUCGGCAUGUUGUACUACACGCUAGGAGAGUACGACACAGCGUACGACAUGCUGUUGGCGGCGCUGAGCCGGCGGUUGCGCCGGUUGCAGAUGUGCGCCGCCACCACCGUUGUGGCGCCGCAGCUGGCGGCAGCCCUGGCGCCCCUGACAGGGGAUCCCCUGGCGGCUCUGCUGGCGGCGCUGAGGGCCCUGGUUUCGGAGCUGGCGGCGGAGGCCGUGGAGGCGGAGGCGCGGCGGGCCGGGGCUGUGGCGCCUUUGCCGUCACCUCCGCCCGGAGGUGACGGCGGAGACGGCUCUGUCCCCCUCAGAGGGGACGUCCGUACGAGUGUUGAGUUGGUGGGACUGUCCCUUCACUCCCUGGGCCUGGUGCAGCGGGAGAGAGCGGGUCGGUGCCGUUCCGCGGGUGCGUCUUCGGGCCUUAUGCGGGAGGCCCGGGAGCUCAUGGAGGUGUCCGUGGAGUUGUUGCAGGUGUCCAGUUCGGAGGCCCGCGGGCUAACAGCGCUGGAUGCUCGUGCUAACCUCGCUGCGCUGGUUAUGGAGGGAGGGAAAUACCUGGCUGCCGAGCAGCUGCUGAGAGACAACCUCACUCUCACCGAGCGAGUGUACGGCAAGGACCACCCGCACACUGCAACCGCUGCCAACAACUUGGCCCUGUGCCUCAAGCGCCAGCGCUCCAGCAGCCCGCACAAGGCCCAGGAGGCCCUGGCGCUGUACGGGCGGUGUCUGGAGGUGUGUGGGGCCUCCCUGGGGGAGAGCCACCCGGAGACGUUGGUGGCGGCAACCAACAUGGGGGUGCUGCUGGCGGACCAGUUAGCUGAGUCGGCACCCCCUGAGCUCCGAGACCACGGGCUGGUCCUGGAGUGCCGUGAGGGCGUCCAGCGAGUGGGGGAGAGGAUGGAGGAAGCGGCCAGAGCGGGGCAGGUGUCCCCGGGUAACUGCUGUGUGGUAUCGUGA
Molecule: messenger RNA, 2322 nt
Organism: Volvox carteri f. nagariensis
Lineage: Eukaryota; Viridiplantae; Chlorophyta; Chlorophyceae; Chlamydomonadales; Volvocaceae
Product: kinesin
Exons: 18
Coding region: 1-2322 (773 amino acids)
Molecular function (GO): protein binding
Source: RefSeq, a predicted model, not a curated record